Molecule: messenger RNA, 259 nt
Organism: Prorocentrum cordatum
Lineage: Eukaryota; Dinophyceae; Prorocentrales; Prorocentraceae
Source: the annotation of a GenBank genome assembly
GCACCCUUACGACAAGCGGGGCCUGGCGCUGCACUGCGAGAUGUGGAAAGCCAAGCUGGAGCCCGACGCCAUCAUGAUUGCCUUUCGGCCCUGCAGCCGCACCCCCCCGCGCUUGCCCAGAGACCCCGCGCCACGUCGAGCUGAUGUCGUGGACGGAGUCCACAGGUCUGCCCUAGUCAGCUACAACGCUGGGAUCAGCGCGUGCGAGAAGGGCGGUGAGCAGUGGCAGGCGGCGCUUGCGCUGCUGAGCGAGAUGUGA